CUAGUGAUACCCAGGGAGAGGACAGCAGCCUCAGCAUGUCAGCUGAUGUUUCACUGCAUUCCCCGUCCCCAGAUACUGAGAUACUGAGCACAGUGUCAAUGGAGGGCAAUGGGGAAGAUCAGUCUUGUGAUCUGUCCUCAGAUGGCAAAUGCCAAGCACGGUGGAUGAUUCUGUAACUCUCAGUGAUGUGACGGCAAUUGCUGGCAGAGACUCAUCUGAACUGGCAGACACAAAUGGUAGUCCAUGUCAAGUUGAAAAUGUAAGCCAACAGCGAAUCUGUGAAGGGUCUACGGCUGAAAGUGUUGAAGGUGAUUGCAGUACUGUACCCAGCAGCCUCCCCCCUCUGCCUGUAAUGCAGGAUGCAGAAGCACAGGCCUCUGCUCAGGCAAACACUGACACCCUCGGGGAGAAGACUGACAGGUUGGUGUGCCCAGUGGCCAUCAGCACAUCACGCCCCGCUGGAGAGGAUGCUCAAGUGCAAACAGACUUCACACCGCUCCCUGCGCCUCCACAACAACACAUGGACAAAGUUUCCUCCGCAGCUAAUGCGCCUGCCUCUGACUCAGCAGGGAAGAAAGAUAUGGCUACUUUAACAGAUGAGCUGGACCCACCUGACCUCGAAAAACACGCCGCAUCCGACACCUCAGAGACCUCAGCAUGCCAAGACUCGACACCAAGUGCCCCUGCCACAACAAAGGCAUCACAUAUUUAUGCCACAGACUCUGAGCCAAAGCCUAAGCCUUCCAAUGAGCUGACAAGGGACUACAUCCCCAAGGUAGGGAUGACAACGUAUACUAUUGUGCCCCAGAAAUCUCUGGAGAAACUGAGAUAUUUUGAAGUUGCUCUGACACUGGAGACACCUCCUGCAGCUCCAGAAGAGGGACUUAACAUUGGUUCUCUUCAGCUGGAGGAAAGCACAGCACCGAGGGAACAGACAGAGGUCUCAAAGGAAAAAAGAGAGCUGCACUCUACUGUACCCAGGGAAGACUUACUGACUAGCACUGCUACUACCCAAGACACUGUUAAUGGAAGUAUACCUGAUUCUACUCAUUCCUCAUCACCAACAAGUUUGCUUAAAGCAGAUGACAAGAUCUCCAGUGUGGCAUCUCAAGCAAGUUCACCAGCAGAGGUCAAGGAGACAAAAAUUCCCCCCGCAACUAAACCUAAGCCUGGUUCUUUCCGCUUGGCACAGCACAAAAAAACACCUGGGUAUUAUGUAACUUCAGCAGCAGAAAAAAGUCUCAGUGCCAGUCCUGGCUCUGGUCAGAGGGAGACUCAAGGAAGUGCAGAGAGAGCAAUGUUACCACCCCCUCCUCCUCCCCCUCCCGUGCAGUGUCAAGAGGAGACGACAGGGGCCACUAACAUCCAGCUGAGCCCUAAAGGGGACGACAAGAAUGUAGCUGUCAUGCGAAUGAUUAGGCAGAGCAGUUUGCCAGGUAAAGAGCCGAGUGGAGGGUUAAGCUUGGAAAAAUUAAGAAGCUUUGCAGCCCCUAGACCCUACUCUCCAGCAACUCCGUCCCGCUUUGCUCAGGCAGUGUCCUCUGCUGUAAAAAGGAGCCAGUCCUUAUCCCAUGGUCCAAAGCCACCUCAUUCGCCUGUUUCACCACUGCUCUCUCCACUUACAAGUCACUCCUCAGUCAUAGAGUCAAAAGGAUUUUCUAAGCUCAAGGACAGUGAAAACAGAGAAGUGGAUAGCGACAAAGACCCCAUUCUGCAGGGAGUAGAGGAUGAACCACCACCUCUCAGUGGCAUUGCUCAAAUGGAAGGAGAGAGCAGUCCAUAGUAGUGCCUUAAUUCUUCUGACAAUCAUCUGUCAUCUACUGAAGAGCUUAUCCUGUCUACUUUGAGUUCUCCAGCACCCUUUAUCCCACAACACAGAAGCAGCAACUGUCUUUUGUUUUACCUCUUCGGGUAGCCUCCAGCAGUGUACAUAAAAUUAUGUAUUUUGAUAAUUAAUAAUUGCUGUAUUUUGGUUUAUUUCUCAUGUCAUUGAGUAACAUCCCUGACUGACUUGCAUAUUUUAAUGCCUCGCUUUUAUUUUGUGUGAUGACUAUCUUGCAUUUAAUGCAUUACCAUUGUGAGUGAACGAGAACAUUAAAUGAGAGUAAAUCUAUAAAUUAUUCAACUGAUUUCCAGAGUUGUAAUAUUAUUGGGUUUAUUCAGAAAAUGUAUUAUCUAAAAAUACUGGAUGUAUCGGACAGACCAGGUCUGAUCUAUGGUACUUAAAUGCUCCUUAGAUUAUAUAUCAAAUCUAUAUUUAAGUAUUACAAAAUUUUGAUUAAGCUUUAUGCCGAAAAACACUGAUGUGUACAGCACACCUGUUGUUAUUGUCAAGCGGUAUUGCUAUGAAUAAAGCUUUUAUCAUUUC
Lates calcarifer (barramundi perch) is the source of this 2368-nucleotide messenger RNA. RefSeq names its product cordon-bleu WH2 repeat protein-like 1b (gene cobll1b). The record is from RefSeq and is a predicted model, not a curated record. The transcript is spliced from 5 exons. NCBI's taxonomy places the organism in Eukaryota, Metazoa, Chordata, Actinopteri, Centropomidae. Bases 149 to 1783 code for a protein of 544 amino acids. Gene Ontology annotation, molecular function: actin monomer binding.